UUAUAUUAUUAUAUACGAAUACGCAGUAAUCGUGGUAUGCGCGGUAACGUUGGAAACCCUGCACGCGUUUGUUAUUCAUUUAGUUGUGUUAUUAUUCAAUCAUAUUAUAUAGGUUAUAUAGGAAAUUGUUGGAAAUAUAAAUGUCGAGCUUCACGUUGUAUAUCGAAGCAUUAAUCGCGUAUAUAUUUAAUAAAAUUAUAUAAUACACCUAUAUCAUAGCGUCCGCGUCAACGAAUACACCGGCGACGCGGAUUAUCAUCAACAUAUACAGCAACAGAGACUUGAUCGACAACUGCACCUUUGCGGAUCAUGGACGCCUUGUGUCCGGAAAUCGAACGGUUGGUGUCGUGCUACACGUGUGGCGGGCAGUCGUUGCCACCGUACCAGUUGUGCGUAGAGGCUCACGUGGCCUGCCCGGCGUGCAUCAAGUACCAGUCGCGGUGCGCAUGCGGUUGUCGAUUCCUCAAAAGGUCGAACACGACGUUGGACUGGCUGGUGUCCGCGAUGAAGUUGAGGUGUAAGUACCGAGCGAAUGGUAUGAUGGACGGUGGGUCACCCGCCCCUGGACAAGCCGACUGCGCGAAUGGGUGGUACACAGUCGAGGAACUUCGCGACCACUACCGGACGGGUUGCAUGAGGAACUUGUUCACGUGCCCGAUGAAGAACUGCGGGUACGUGGCCCGCGUGGAUACCAUAACCAACCACUACGAUACGGUUCAUGGUCCGCUCCCGCGGAUCAGCCCUGACCGCCAGUUGAUUUCCCCAAAUUGCGUCAUGUUCCAGUUACCAGCCAAGAGGCAGGCGGAAAUCAUAAAAAAGAUUUUCAACGGAUACUUUAUGUUCAGCGUGAAGCCGCAACGUCGCUGGCAUAAGGACAUCAACUCGCUACUGUCCAUGCAAAACAUCAAUCCUUCAGAUCGUUUUCAGUACACGUACACCGCAACGCAAGAGUCGCACCAGAAAAUGCUUACGGUCACCGUGUCGUUGGUGGAGACGUACAGCUCCCCAACGCAUAAUAUUAUGUAGCUAGUUUUAUUUUUAUCCGCAUAAAGUACAAAAAAUAAUAUUUUAAA
Molecule: messenger RNA, 1073 nt
Organism: Acyrthosiphon pisum (pea aphid)
Lineage: Eukaryota; Metazoa; Arthropoda; Insecta; Hemiptera; Aphididae
Exons: 2
Coding region: 310-1026 (238 amino acids)
Source: RefSeq, a predicted model, not a curated record